This is a messenger RNA of Cannabis sativa, 2135 nucleotides long. Its product is annotated as cholesterol 22-monohydroxylase CYP90B51. The coding region runs from base 436 to 1920 and encodes 494 amino acids. NCBI's taxonomy places the organism in Eukaryota, Viridiplantae, Streptophyta, Magnoliopsida, Rosales, Cannabaceae. Gene Ontology annotation, molecular function: heme binding; oxidoreductase activity, acting on paired donors, with incorporation or reduction of molecular oxygen; iron ion binding. Gene Ontology annotation, biological process: sterol metabolic process. The transcript has 8 exons. The record is from RefSeq and is a predicted model, not a curated record.
ACCAACCGAUAAUCCAAACUCCUUAUUACGUUCUGAGCAAAAACUGAAAAAAGAACUUACGAAAUCAAGCUUAUUGGCUUUCCCUUCUUUCUCUUUCAUAUAUACAAAUAUAUAUAUUUAUAAUUUUUAUUUUUAUGUUUAAAUUUGUUUUCAUCGAAAUCAUCUCUCGAGGUAGAGAAGAGAGUGAGUGAGUGGAUUUUAUAAAGGUCGAAAAUGGGAGCUACUUUUUAACAAGUGUAGCAGAAGAACUCACUUCCCCAAAACACACAAACACAUAUCUUAUUCCAUUUCUCCAUAAGACAGCAAACCAAAAUUCACAACAAAAAUAAUUCUUCUUUUAUUAUUAUUAUUUAAUAUAGAAGAAGAAGAAGAAGAAGAAGAAGAAGAAGAAGAAGAAGAGAGAAGAAGAGGAAGAAGAGUCAGUCAGGUUGUUCAAUGUCUGACUCAGAGCUAGUUUUAUGUCUUUUACCAUCAAUUUUAGCUCUAUUCUUGUUCUUUAUUCUCAUUAAAAGAAAGCAAAAGAGGUUUAAUCUUCCACCAGGGGAUAUGGGUUGGCCUUUUCUUGGUGAAACCAUUGGUUAUUUGAAGCCUUACUCUGCUACUUCCAUAGGAGAUUUCAUGGAACAACACAUAUCAAGGUAUGGUAAAAUUUACAAGUCAAACUUGUUUGGUGAGCCUACAAUAGUAUCAGCAGAUGCAGGGCUAAACAGAUUCAUACUCCAAAAUGAAGGAAGAUUAUUUGAAUGUAGUUACCCAAGAAGCAUAGGAGGAAUUCUUGGUAAAUGGUCUAUGCUGGUUUUAGUUGGAGACAUGCAUAGACAUAUGAGAAUUAUAUCUCUUAAUUUCUUGAGCCAUGCUAGACUCAGAACUCAUUUACUCAGAGAAGUUGAGAACCAUACUUUACUUGUUUUAAAAGCUUGGAAAGAAAACUCUGUUUUUUCAGCUCAAGAUGAAGCCAAGAAGUUCACGUUUAAUUUAAUGGCUAAACACAUCAUGAGUUUGGAUCCUGGAGUUCCUGAGACUGAGCAACUUAAAAAAGAGUACAUAACUUUCAUGAAAGGAGUAGUUUCUCCACCUUUGAAUUUGCCUGGAACAGCUUAUAGAAAAGCCUUGCAGUCAAGAUCAACCAUUUUGAAGUUUAUAAAUAGAAAAAUGGAUGAAAGAGUCGAGAAAAUGAAAGAAGGAAUUGAAGAUUUGGAAGAAGAUAAUGACUUGCUUGGAUGGGUUUUGAAGCAUUCAAAUCUUUCAACAGAGCAAAUUCUUGACUUAAUACUAAGUCUUCUUUUUGCUGGCCAUGAAACUUCUUCAGUUUCCAUUGCUUUAGCUAUUUACUUUUUACCAGGUUGUCCUAGAGCUAUUCAACAAUUGAGGGAAGAGCAUACUGAAAUUGCUAGAGCUAAAAAGCAAGCAGGGGAGACAGAUUUGAAUUGGGAUGACUACAAAAAAAUGGAAUUCACACAAUGUGUUAUAAGUGAGACACUUCGGCUUGGUAACGUUGUGAGAUUUCUUCACAGAAAGGCACUAAAAGACGUUAGGUACAAAGGUUAUGACAUUCCAUGUGGUUGGAAAGUGCUUCCGGUGAUUGCAGCCGUGCAUUUGGAUCCUUUGCUUUUUGACCACCCUCAACACUUCAAUCCAUGGAGAUGGCAGGAGAUGAAGCAACAAAGUAGUGAUCAAAGCUCAACAUCAUCAAGUAAUUAUAAUUAUGGUAAUAAUAACAGUUUCAUGCCAUUUGGGGGAGGACCACGGUUAUGUGCUGGGUCAGAAUUGGCAAAGCUUGAAAUGGCUGUUUUCAUUCACCAUUUGGUCCUUAAUUACCAUUGGGAGUUAGCUGAGAAGGAUCAAGCUUUUGCAUUCCCUUUUGUUGACUUUCCCAAAGGUCUUCCAAUCACAGUUCGCCACCUCAACUCUUGCAUAUAAUUCAUUUUCUCUAUAUUCAAUUAUUAUUAUUAGAAGAUCAAGAGAUAUAUAUGAAAAUGUCUAUGAUGAUCAUAAUAUCUAUAUAUAUUUCUCUAUUUCGGGUCUCUUCUCCCAUGUUUGGAUAUAUAUAUAAUAGAAAGUACUGUUCAACAAAGCCCCAUUUGUAUGUGAAAAUAUAUAUUAGAUUGUAUUUUUCUUCUUUUAGAAUUUUCCAA